Molecule: messenger RNA, 3149 nt
Organism: Ricinus communis (castor bean)
Lineage: Eukaryota; Viridiplantae; Streptophyta; Magnoliopsida; Malpighiales; Euphorbiaceae
Product: P-loop NTPase domain-containing protein LPA1 homolog 1
Exons: 7
Coding region: 834-2861 (675 amino acids)
Source: RefSeq, a predicted model, not a curated record
UGGUAACUACAAUUGUUUGAAAUGUUAAAAGCAUUUUUAGAUUUGACUAAUGUGUUUUAUGCUGCUUUAGGGAUAAUUUUAUUUUCUUUUUCUGGUCCUAUUUUCUUUUUUAAUUCUACGAGAGAAAUCUAAAAGUCAUAUGCUGGCAUGAUUGGUCUUCCAUUUUAUGUAUCUCUAAUCUUAAGGCUCUGUUUGUUUCGCUGAACAAUUUUUUUAAGGAAACAUGUUUUUGAGGGAAAAUAAAUUGCACAGUUUCGUUGCAACACUGAAAGACUCCGCUAUUUCAUUGUGGAAUUUCUUUGGGGAAAAAAAUGUACUUUUCUUUCAUUUAGCUAGAUUAUAAAUUUUUUUUGGAUAUUUAGACCUCAUAUUCUCUUAUUUAUAGCUUGAUGGGAGAGAGAAGUACACAGAAAGGGGGUUUGGUUUUUCUUCUUUUUUUUUUGGUGGGGUGGGAGGUGCAGUUGGUGGUGUGUGUGUGUUUAAAUUAUAGCUAUUGGUAAUGGCUGUUGACAGUUAGAGAUUGUGGGUAGACUAAUGAGUUAGUGUCUAUGCAGUUCUGCUGUAUGCUUUCACCCUUUUUUUUUUUUUUAGUUUUUGAACAUCCAAAAGAUUACUUCCUAUGUGAAAUGAAAAUGGGAAGUCACUUUUUUUUUUCAACUGGUAUAGCUUUCUCUUUGCUCGGAUUAUCUUUCUGCUGGCUAAUUCUCCAGAGUUCCUUAAAUGCUAGAAAAGAAAAAAGGGAAAAGAGAAUUAAUAGAAAGAGUGUACAUAGAACAAAAGAAGCGAAAGAUUUCAUUCAGAAAUCAGUAUCACUUAUUGGAAAUUAAUGUUCCAUGUGUUGUGAUAUGCUGUUCUGUCAGAUUAGCCAAAGGGUUUUUGAACUGAUGAGAAGUGAAUCUUCAAGCGAUGCCCUACUUCCAAAACUGGAGGUGACUGGAGUUGAUAUUUCUAAAGGAAAUGAGUGGAAGGAAUUCAGUACCAAGUCUUUACCAUUUGAGUUGUACAAAAGGCGUACAACUGUAAUUGUUAGAAGAGAAGCCUUCUUAAAUGUUGUUUGUGAAUCUCUCACCGAAUACAAGUAUGUGGGUCCUAACCAGAGGGCAGACUUGGUUUUGGCAUGCAGAAUCAGAGAAAGGAAGGAAUCUGUAACUGUGCUGUUGUGUGGAACUAGUGGUUGUGGCAAAUCUACUUUGUCUGCCUUGCUGGGUAGCAGGUUAGGAAUUACAACAGUAAUAUCUACUGAUUCAAUUCGGCACAUGAUGAGGAGCUUUGUUGAUGAGAAGCAGAAUCCUCUGCUCUGGGCUUCAACAUACCAUGCAGGGGAGUAUUUGGAUCCUGUGGCAGUUGCUGAAGCGAAAGCUAAAAAGAAAGCAAAAAAGUUGGCUAGCAUUCCAAAUGCACGACAUAAGGAUGAAGAGUAUGAUGGUUCUACUAUGGUGAAAGCUGACAGUCAGGCCCCAGAUAUGGGUUCCAGUAUUACCGAAUUGAUUAGUCCUAAACAAAUGGCAGUUGAAGGAUUUAAGGCACAAAGCGAGAUGGUGAUUGACAGUCUUCAUCGUCUAAUCACUGCGUGGGAAGAGAGGAAAGAAUCAGUGGUUGUUGAGGGUGUUCACUUGAGCCUUAAUUUUGUGAUGGGGCUUAUGAAGAAACAUCCUUCAAUCAUACCAUUCAUGAUAUAUAUCACUAAUGAAGACAAACACUUGGAACGAUUUGCUGUUCGUGCAAAGUAUAUGACAUUAGAUCCGGCUAAAAAUAAAUAUGUAAAGUAUAUAAGAAACAUCAGAACGAUUCAAGAUUAUCUUUGCAAACGGGCUGAUAAACAUCUAGUCCCCAAAAUUAACAACACGAAUGUUGACAAGAGUGUGGCAGCCAUUCAUGCAACAGUUUUCAGCUGUCUUCGCAGGCGUGAGACAGGGGAGCCACUUUAUGAUCCUACCACACACACUGUUGCUGUUGUUGAUGAGGAGUAUAGGAACCAAUGUGCUGCCAAUUCAUUGAGCUCCAAAGGAAUGUUUCAGCUUAUCCAGAGGAAAGGUUCUUUUAGGCAUCUGAUGGCUCUUGUUAAUACUGACGGGUCUGUGGCAAAGGCUUGGCCUGUUGAUACUGUGGAUAGUAGUGGAAAGCCUGUAUUGGGCUAUGGAAUUGACAAUUGUAUAGGGAUCCCUAUGUAUGGUCCAUUGCAGAUCGGUAAGGCUGAACCAGUUAAUCUCCAGUUUGGGCAUUUUGGGAUCAGUGCUUGGCCAAGCGAUGGUGGCACAAGUCAUGCUGGAAGUGUUGAUGAAUCAAGGGCUGAUUGGACUGAUACUGGAAGUAAAUAUCACUCUUCUUGUUGUAGUUCACCUCGGAUGUCUGAUGGACCUUCCAAAGAGCUGAAGGAGGAACAGUCAGUGCAUGGCAGUGAUGAAGAAGUUGACGACCCACCAGAGGUGGACAGUGAUGAAGAUUUUAGUGAUGAUGGAGAUCAACACGUGCAUGAAGAGAUUGGCUCAGUUGAUGAGGAGUCUACGAAAUCUGAUGAAGAGUACGAUGAUUUGGCAAUGCAAGAUGUGCAGGAGAAUGGCUAUUGGUCAGAUGAUGAUGAUGAGUCCAAAGAUAAGGUGGCCCCUAUUUCCGGCGGCCGGUCAAGCCCUCUGAAAGGAGAUAAGUACAUGCAGAAUCUAGACCGCUUUCUGAGGACUAGAAGUGAGCCACUGGCUGAGCCAUUAUGCGCUUACUCUUCUCUGCUUGCGGAAAAAGGUGGGAGGAGAAUGUCCAACUCUGGCAGUGGCAAAAUGAGAAGACGCUCCCUAAGCAUUCCUGCCAUUGGGAAACAUGGGUCGGAAGUUGCCGGUCCCAUUCUCUCUGGAGCUCCACAUAGAUAGUAGAACGAUUUUGUGCUAACUACUGCUUUUCUCGGUUCUUUAACGUGUAGUUAGUUGUGGGUUAUCUGGCGAUCAAUCCAUCCUUUUCCAUAGUGAUUGCAGUUGCACGACUUGGAUUGGCUUGAUUUUGUAUGUUUAAUUUUUCGUUUCUUUUUGGGUGUAAGAAAUCAAGCAAGUGGAGAGGUUUCAAAAUUUAAUGGCACAGAUAGAUUGGUAGGGAGCCAGCAAAGUUUAGUAGAUGUAAAUAAACCAGUAUGAUGAACAGUUGGGUCAUUGUUUUCGUCUGCA